AUGUCGGGGGAUCCAUUCGACUACAUAAGAUGGAGUGAAGGCGAUGGAGUUGGGGAAUCUAUACCUCAAGAUCAAGAUUCCUUUAUAUACGCUUUUCUAGAAGAAGCUAUCAAAAGAGAUAAAAAAAAGCAGAAACACGCCAAUCGUCGGGAGCACGAGAGACAAGCCAGUAACGAAGACGUUCGGGAACGUUCAGCACCGCGUGAUAAAGAGAAACAUCGACACCACCAUAAGGAGCGGCACAGAAUUAGGGAGAGAGACGAAAAGCCUUCCAGAGAACAUAACAAAUCGAGCAGUUCACCUAAAGCAGCGUCCCCACCACCAGUAGGCGUAGAUCAAACAAUGCUGCUCGAGACGUUUGCAAAGUUUUGUGCGCAAAUGAACGAUAAAAACAAUACCAGCUAUAGUAGCCAACCAGUGCCCCGAACUUUAAGUCACAAGUCCUUACAGUGUGAAGUUACUGAUAGGCGAGAUCCGUAUGAUGUAGAACGUCAACCGGCAUUAAAUCAUGCGAAGUCCAGGGAACUGGUGGCCACGUCCAGAAUACGAAGCCAGGAGAACUUUUCCUGCAGAGUUCGGAGCCACGACAAGAUCCCGGCUAUGUGUGAUGAGCGUGGGAAGCAAGAAAAAUGCUCAUGUUACUAUGAAAAGGAUAGUCCUAAAUACUCUAGCAAAUUGGACAUUAGCAGAUCAAGGAUGCGGCCCACGGAAGACGAAAGAUACCGGGAUUAUCCUCCAGUUGCCGUGGCCACUAGAAGCUGUUUAGAUCCGUACAGGGGCCGGUCGCCAGACGGGCGAGAAGAGAGAUAUAGAGAUUACGAGAGAGACCUUCGAGGACGACGUUACGAUGAUGACAAGAAGAGAUAUUUCGAACAGAAGACGAGCAGAAGCUUCGACGUAAAUAGGGAAGGGUACGAUGAAGAACGGAAUUGUCGCAGGACAGCACGCAGCGACUCGGUCAAGGACAGGAGAUAUGAAGACAGAGACAAGAGAUAUGAAGAAAUGGGCAAAUAUUACGACGAUAAGGGGCUAGAGACGCGGGAUCGCCAAAACGUUUUGAGUAAAGACCAACGCUUAAGGAGGAACGUGGAGAGAUUUGAGAGGAACUCUGUCGCAUCCAGGGAGGAUGCUUAUAGGGAGAGGGAUAGAGAUAGAGAGAGGGAAAGGGAAAGGGACAGGUAUUCUGAGAGGGAGAGGGAUUCCGGGCUGAGUGUGGCUGACGGCGAGACAAGCACUAUGAGCGGGCGGAGCAACUGUCUAAAGGUUGUGAAGCAAGAGAUAGCGGAACAACGUGAAGCCAUGGACAAAAUGAUGAAGCUUUGGAAGGAGCUCAUGCGUUGCUUCAAGGGGAUCUCACAGACACAAGGACAGGACAAAAAUAUGCGAGAUUCAGCGGCCAACGUGAAGGAGUCUGCGGCGGCGCAGUUACAGUUGUGGCGCGAGUGCAUGCGCCGGUACGAGACUGUCGCCAGGGACGUCGGGGAUACUGACGCUAGGCUUAUGGAGGAGAUCAAAAAGCAGCGCUCGGAGAUGGCGGAGAUGGCAAACAUGUGGCAGGAGUGCCUGCAGCGGUACCGCGACAUGAGCAAUGACUUCAAUAGCCUCAAACAACAGUUAGUGACCUCGGAGAGUCCGACCCGGUUGCCCGCUGCGCCGCUGGUGUGUGCCGAGGGCGAGGGCACGGUCCCUGCACCGCCCUACCGGUUACCGCCUCAUUAUCCACCGAACGUAGUGCCGCCCCCCGGGUACCCGCCAGGUGGGUCUCCGCUUCGGGGCCGGUCGUCCGCCCCGCAGGCGCCGCCCGCCUGGUGGUGGUGCGCGGAGGCCCCCACGCGGUCCCCGCGGCGACGCUCAUCGCCCGAAUCACGCACCAGCCGUGAGCGGGAACGUAGACAUCGACAUAAGGACAGAGACGAAUCCAGAUAUAAGGAGAAAAAUGCAAAACCAUCUGCUGCACGUUCGGAGCACAGACAUAGAAAGAGAUAACAUGUUCCAGUACAAAAUUCCAGUAACGACAACGCUGCCACAUGUUCUCACGACGCACACGAAAAAUUUAUUAAAGUUUUCAACUAAGAAAAAAUGUAUAAUUGAAAGCAAAAUUGGUGCGAAAAUUCGCUUAAUUAAAUUACAUUGUUUUUUGAUUUUUUAAUAAUGUGUCACGUAUCAAGUGGUUUUUGACUGUUGUUGCAAGUAACACAAUUAAAUGGACGAAAAGGC
This is a messenger RNA of Spodoptera exigua (beet armyworm), 2217 nucleotides long. The record is from the annotation of a GenBank genome assembly. Lineage: Eukaryota; Metazoa; Arthropoda; Insecta; Lepidoptera; Noctuidae.